This is a messenger RNA of Mercenaria mercenaria, 2811 nucleotides long. RefSeq lists its product as uncharacterized. Gene Ontology annotation, molecular function: ubiquitin-protein transferase activity; zinc ion binding. The record is from RefSeq and is a predicted model, not a curated record. Gene Ontology annotation, cellular component: nucleoplasm; chromatin. The transcript is spliced from 2 exons. Bases 3 to 1700 code for a protein of 565 amino acids. Gene Ontology annotation, biological process: positive regulation of DNA-templated transcription. Lineage: Eukaryota; Metazoa; Mollusca; Bivalvia; Venerida; Veneridae.
AAAUGGCGUCUGGUGGGAGCGAAUACACAUCGGAUGAGAUUUUCAAUUUUAAAUGUUCGUCUUGUCUGGCUAAUAAUCGGAAAAGAGAAGCUGUGAAAUUUUGCGUGGAAUGUCAGGGAUAUUGUUGUCAGUCUUGUACAGACAUAAUUCAUAUGAUGCCUGCUUUGAAAGGUCACACACUUUUGGAUAAUUCGAAUUAUAAGUCAUCAAGUCUCCAUGCAGGAUUACCAGCAGUACCGACGGAGAGAUGUAGCACACAUGAGACAAAGGUCGUCGACAUGUACUGUGGUAGUCAUGAUGAGGUUGGUUGUACAACUUGCAUGGUUUUAAAACACAGGUCUUGUGCUGAUGUGCAAUUCAUUCCAGAUAUUGUUGACAGUAAAUUUCAAACGGCAGAUGUUGACAAAAUACACCAACUGUUGCAAGAUUUGAAAAUGAUGAUGGAGAAAAUUAUGAAAUCUAGACAAAGACUUAUAGAAGACUUAAAGAAGUCUAAGACGGAGGUAGUAAUGACGAUCAAGGACUUUCGGAAAGAGAUGGAAACAAUUCUUGAACAACUAGAAAAAGAAUCGAUUAAAGAAUUGGAGAUGAAGUUCAUAGAAGAAGAGUCAAAACUGCUGGAAGAGAAGAAGAAAGCAGAAACUGAAUUAGAUGGUCUGAAAGAAGCAGUGAACGACUUGAAGGAAUCAGAAGGAAACAAAGCCCAACAAUUUGUCUCCAUGAAAAUGUCCUUGAAAAGUAUUGCGAAAACGGAAGACGCAUCUCGUUCAUUGCAAACAAGUGUUAAUGCAGAUAUAUCAUUUAUCUUUGAUCCUGCAAUACUCGGAUGCCUACAACAGUUGAAAACGUUUGGAUCGGUCCGACAUGAUUCUGCCACUGAUUUACUAUCACCAAGGACAACCUUCUAUUCUGUAAAAAGAAUCGAGAAUUUAAACAUCAGAGUCCAUAAUGACAAGGAAACAUAUUCUGUGUAUGGGUCCAGUCUAACAGAAGAUGGUUCACUCCUGUUAGCUGAUAGCAGCAAUAAUAUGAUUAAACGUGCAGAGAUUGUAAAAAUGCCAGUGACAGAUUAUUGUUGUGUUCCUGCCAGACCAUUUGGCGUUUGCUGUACAAGUAAAAUCGAAGCUGCAGUCUGCCUGAACAAUAAUAAAAUUCAGUUUAUCUCCCUUGGGAAGCAGAUGUCAACCACUCGUCAGAUUAAACUGAGUCAUGUUUGCUUUGGCAUUGCUUAUAAGGAUGAUAAACUAUACAUAACUGGCAGCUACCAGUCGUCGUUGUACAUACACGAUAUGACAGGUAACGUACUUCAGACGGUAACUCGUGACCACGUCGGGCAAAGUCUAUUCUCAAACACCCGAACUGUUGCCUUCAGUGAUGUUGGUGAUAAAAUCUUUGUUGCUAGUUUGGAUAAAGGUCUAGUUAUUAUUCAUGGACAGGGAAACCACUGUCAGACCUUUACUGAUUCAGAGUUAAAGGCAGCAGCUGGAGUUUGUACAGAUAGUAGAGGAAAUCUGUUUGUGUCUGGGUAUAGUUCAAAUAACGUGAUACAGAUUGGGAGAGAUUUGAAGAAAUUGGGCGUGGUCGUUAACUCAUCAAAUGGACUUAACCAGCCAGAAUCAGUUUGUUUUGAUACACGACACUGCAAAUUAUUGAUUACGCAACGCAACAACGAUACUGUCAAAGUCAUCUCCUUGCACUAAAGGUUGAUGAUAUGAUAUUUUACAUGUAUAAAUGCAUCAUGCUGUUUUCUAGUUCUGAAACAAUGCUUGUAACAGCAGUUUACUUUUCGAGUUAUGCUUAAUCCUUAACAUGCAUACAAAAAAUAUGGGCGAUUUUUUAAAAACAAACAAUUGAAAUCGCCAAGAUAUUGAUAUUAUUUCUUAAUAACUGGUUAGAAACUAUGUGGGAUGCUUUAUUCCUUUCAGUUAUUAACCAGAGCAUCGUACCACUUUUCAUUCCCAAAUGUAACUAUCUAAUGAUUAGGAAGACGUACACUGCAUCAUAAAGUGUGUUCUUUUUUACUUAACCUAAAGGCUAUUUUAGUGUUUCGAUGGAGGUGGUGUAUGAACUUUUCUGUGUCUGGUUCAUAUCUAUGCAGACUUUUUGAAGCUAGUCAACCACAGUUUUAGUGAAAUCUUUGAACAUGCUCAUUUCCACCAAGUUUGGCAUACAUGUAUGACACUGAAAAACGAUAAAGUAGGUGAAAAUGAAUGUAAGAUAUUAGUAAAAUUGCAAGGAGAAUGUGAUUUUUUUCUGCAUUAUUUCAAAAGCGUUGAAACGGUUUGCUCUCUGCUGCGCUGUCUUUUUGAUUAUUUAUAAGAAUAUCUUGCAAAUAUCUUAUAUCAAUAAGUUUGUUCCACUAGUCACUUUCAGAGUACUCACUUUUUAUGAAUUUUUGAGAGAAAUUAUUUUUCGCCUAAGAUAUUUGGGUUAGUCUUUUAAUGUUAUUUUUGUGUGUUACAGUGGGUAUAAAUUACCAAGGGAUUAUGACAAAGUCAUGAAUCGCGAUAGGUACUGACUUCAAUUAAAACAUGUUUUGUUGAUUUCAUUUAAAAAUCGAGUAGUCGUAACGAUUCAAGUUUGAUCUUUACCAUCAGAAAAAUGAGCCGGAUAUUUUUGUUUUGCUUGCCGAUUUACUGUGUUUUUUUGAACGACGUCAUUUUUCUCGUGCUCGACGUGUACAUUUAUGAAUAAGAUAUCUAAUUUCUGGAAAAAUGUUCCUAUACGUGACUGCACCAAUUUUGUUGUCUUUCUUUACAAAAUACAUACUGAUCAUAAAUACCACCUUGAAUAAAUAUUUUGAGCUUCGUA